AUGCGUCAUAUUUUGGCGGCCGGGGUGCUCUACGGCCUCGUGGCCUUCGCCUCAGCGCAACAGAUUGAUGGAACUGGAAAGAAAACAUGCACCGUCAAGGCCAGCGGAACCAAUGCCACCGAUGACGCCCCCGCCAUCCUUGAUGCUUUCAAGACAUGCGGUCGACGUGGGAAGGUCAUUUUCGAGCCCACGACUUACUAUGUCAACUCGGUCAUGAACGUCACCUGGUUGGAUGAUGUUGAAAUUGACCUCCAAGGCACUCUUCUGGUAUGUUGCACAGCAAAGCGCCACAAUCAAUCCUCUCCUGUCUAUGCAUCCUCUGCAACCGGUCGCAACUCUCAGUGGAGUACGAACAUCUCGUACUGGCUCGCAAAUUCACUGGACGUCGGUUACCAGAACCAAUCUACGGCCUUCAUCCUCGGCGGCAAUAACGUGCGCAUCAAUGGCCACGGAAAGGGAACUUUUGAUGGCAACGGUGACUAUUGGUACCAGUGGAUUCGCCAGCAACCCAACACGUCCAACUAUCCUGGCCGGCCGCACGCCCUCACCCUCAAUGGGCUAAAGAACUCCGUCGUUCAUGGGGUCAAUUUCCUUAGGAGUCAGAUGUGGACUAUGUCCAUCAUCUACUCUCAUAACGUUGAGCUUGACAGUAUACUUGUCAACAACACGGGCAACCGCUAUCAGAGUUCCAACACGGAUGGAGCCGAUACAAUCCGAUCAUCGAACAUCAAGUUCAACAACUGGACUGUCUACAGUGGAGAUGACAGUAUUUCACUGAAGGCGAAUAGCACCGAUGUCAGCAUUACAAACUCGAAGUUCUACAACGGACUGGGCAUUGCGUUGGGAAGCAUUGGGCAAUACAACGAUCAGUUCGAGACUAUCGAGCGGUUGGAUGUGAGGGACUGCUACUUCGACAACACCCUUCACGCCGUAUACUUCAAGACUUGGACUGACGAUCAGAACGGCUACCCUCCUAACGGUGGCGGUGGUGGACUUGGCUUUGCAUCGGAUAUGUCAUUCAAGAACUUGACGGUGAAGGGCAUGCGCGGCGCCGCCGUAGCUAUCUCGCAGUGCACCCGCUUCAGUGGUGCCCCCGGCGUGGGCAACUGCACCAACUCGCAGUUCCAAAUUCGCGACAUCACCGUCGAUGGUAUGUCUGGCACGACGAAGUCUUCCCGAAUCGCGAGUCUACAGUGCAGCGCUGUGGCACCAUGCACCAACAUUGGGCUCUUCGAUGUCAACCUUCGCUUCGACAAUGGCACAGCUGCGGCGUCUUACCUCUGUGGGCACGCUGAGAGCCCGCUUGGCUUUGAGUGUACCGGCACUCCUUGCGUGGGAGGAAGUGCCACGGGAGAAUGUUGA
Colletotrichum gloeosporioides is the source of this 1362-nucleotide messenger RNA. Its product is annotated as Alpha-L-rhamnosidase rgxB. The record is from RefSeq and is a predicted model, not a curated record. NCBI's taxonomy places the organism in Eukaryota, Fungi, Ascomycota, Sordariomycetes, Glomerellales, Glomerellaceae. The transcript has 6 exons. Gene Ontology annotation, biological process: carbohydrate metabolic process. The coding region runs from base 1 to 1362 and encodes 453 amino acids. Gene Ontology annotation, molecular function: polygalacturonase activity.